GGUAUCAGGUGAACAAGUCUUCUUGUUGUCUGUCUUCUUGUUGUCUGAAGAGACAACGGAUAAUCUAUUACUCGAGUUUCAUUCAUCAAUGGCGUCGGGGUGGGGAAUAACGGGGAACAAAGGGAGAUGUUACGAUUUCUGGAUGGAUUUCAGCGAGUGUAUGUCUAAUUGCAGAGAGCCCAAGGAUUGUUCUCUUCUUCGUGAAGACUACCUCGAGUGUCUUCACCAUUCCAAAGAGUUCCAAAGAAGAAACAGGAUAUACAAAGAGGAACAACGUAAACUAAGAGCAGCUUCUAGGAAAGGCCAAGAUACCGGCACUGAUGCCACUCAUCACUAGUCAUCACUAGUCGUGAAGUUAAGCCAAGUUUUCAUCUUUCGUAAACGGGAAGAAGAAGAAUAAUGAAAAGUUUCGUGAAGAUUCUCUGUAUGUUGUGUGUCAAAACUCCUUUUGAUUGUUUUCACUUUGCUUCUGCAACUGCAAUGAAUGAUUAUUCUGUCUUUUUUACCUUCUCUAUUUUACAUUUUAACUGAGUUGUAAUAUCCCAUUUGGUUGUUUAUCAAUCAGAUCAGACUUCUUUGAUGGUAAUAAUUUUCUCUUUAAAA
Messenger RNA from Raphanus sativus (radish), 603 nucleotides. RefSeq names its product NADH dehydrogenase [ubiquinone] iron-sulfur protein 5-B. Gene Ontology annotation, biological process: mitochondrial respiratory chain complex I assembly. NCBI's taxonomy places the organism in Eukaryota, Viridiplantae, Streptophyta, Magnoliopsida, Brassicales, Brassicaceae. The record is from RefSeq and is a predicted model, not a curated record. Bases 89 to 337 code for a protein of 82 amino acids. The transcript has 2 exons.